Molecule: messenger RNA, 1782 nt
Organism: Klebsormidium nitens
Lineage: Eukaryota; Viridiplantae; Streptophyta; Klebsormidiophyceae; Klebsormidiales; Klebsormidiaceae
Source: the annotation of a GenBank genome assembly
CACGAGUCAGCAAGUCACAGCAUUGUGAUAGGACCCUAAACUUUCAUGGGGGAGCUGGUAAUUGCUGCAAUUGCUGGCAAUGCUGGGGUCGUGAAAGCUUGCCUUUCCAAAUAGACACAGUCCCUCUAGCUCGAACACGCCUGCAUUGAUGUCUUUUCCCGAGGCCUCACAUUCUUGCUGCGACCAGGUUGUGUUUUGGACCGCCAUUGUUUAACGGCGCACACAAACCUCAAAAUGAACCGCCUGUGGAGCCUGUCCGACCGGAGGACAGCGGCAAAAGUGUCAAAUCUUGUCCGUUGGCUGCAGAGCCGGCCGCUCAGCUCGCUGCUGGUUGCCUGCAUUGCUGUAAGCUUUUACGUGGUCGGGCUACUGCAUGGCAGAACGAGCAAAGCGCACAUAAGCAUUGCAACUUUGUACACAAGCUCUGGGAGCGAGGUUUGUCCGCCAUGUGACAUUCCUGAGGGGCUCAAGGCGCUGAUACCGGCCUUGCCGAGCAAGUACGAAGACCUAUUGAAGAGCACGGCAACGCGCUGGCUGACUCCAUGGGACAAGUACGAUUUUGAAAGCGCGUCGAUAAGCACCAAGAUGGUUGAUAACCUUUGGGAUUACAUGCUGGACCGCGGCCACUCCCACUCCUCCUUCCGAGUCCGCGUCAUCAACGGCUCCCUCAUCUGGCCCCCGACGCUGAUGCAAGCGGCGUUGCAGGCCAACAUUUACUACAUGCCACGUGUCCACCACUGGCACAACCUGUUUGAGGCCCUCGAGGCAGCGCAUGGGCUCCCGGACUAUCUCGACAUGGUCAUAAGCAUCCAGGAUCGCCCCAAGCUUUUUCGGGCGCCCUUUCACAUGGACAAGGCACCGCUAUUUGUUUACACCACCACAUCCGACUUUGCUGAGAUCCCACUCCCGACGACCGAGUACUAUGGCAAGAUCAAGCAGCUGCUGCCGUCGGAACUAGAGGAUGCGCAGAGGUGGGACGGGCGCACCGCUAAGGCGAUCUGGAGGGGCUCUCCAACAGGUGGUGAGUACACCAAGGAGAACUUCUGGCGGUACCCACGCACUCAUCUCGUGAACCACACUCGGGCGAACUCGGAUAUUUUGGACGCGAAGUUUCUACCCUGCGCGCCAGGGCAAUGCUCAGAACAGACCUUCCAGGCCAUGAAGGAGGCUGGGCUGCCCACCGAUACAAAGCAGUUCUCUUUUGGGGAGUUCACGUCUUACAAAUACCUGAUAGAUAUCGACGGAAAUGCAUGGAGCAGCCGGUAUGCGCAUGUCUUGGCCUGCGGAGCUGUGUUUUUCAAGGCCAACUCGCCAUACACGGAGUACUUCUACGACUUCCUGACCCCGUACAAGGACUAUAUACCAAUAGCAGAGGACGCGUCCGACUUGCCAGAAAAGCUUCGCUACGCAGUGGCGCACGACGAAGAGAUGCGGUUGGUACACCAGCGGGUGUUGGAGAAGUAUGCUAAGCUGAUAGGGAACGGGAACUGGUUGAAGUAUGUUCACUAUUUGCUCUCGGAGUAUUCCUCCUUGCUAGAGCGGCCUGCAAUGAUGCUAACCAAGGACGUAAUGAGAUUUACUGGGUCUAGCUAGCAUUACGAUGAAACAAAGACGUUGUCUAGUUAGGUUGGUCAACUAUGAAUCAUGCAUGCUUGAAAGAGCAAAAGCUUGAAGAGUAGAAAUUCGUAAUGAGUAAGCAACAUACAACAUACAAGUACGUUAUAAGCGUUCUCGAAGAAUCAUGCAUGCAUCAUUCGAUAAGUUAUAGUAAGGAUCGCCGAU